GCCUUGCAUUGUGGGAGAUGCAGUCCCUCCUUCCUUCCUCUCUGCGACCCGUCGAUUAAGCGUAAAGUCGUUAAACUCCGCUUCCCAGAAUGCCUGCGAGAUUCCCAGACUGCUUUACGAAGAUAUGGCGGGGAAGCUGCGAAUGUCAGCUCGGAAGGUAAUCGGGACAUUUUAAUUGAACUAACAAGAGGACAAAAGACACGAACAUUUUCUCGGGAGACUUUUCGUCAGUAUACACCUAAAGCUCCUAUAAUACAAAUGUGUGAAUUUCACUAGUCAAAUGGUCAGGCUGUGAAUCUUUGCUGAUUGUAGUUAGCAUCCGCACUACGCGGAAGUUUUCUUUGAACAUGAUCUGUCCUUUUCUACGAGCUGUACAGUAUGCCGAGAAGAUACACAGAUCCCCCGGGGGGCGAUUGUUGUUGCCACACUUGGCGUUUAACAAAGCUUGCUUUACAACUGAGCCUAGUUUGAGAUGGGGGCUGCAAGAGCAGAAGAAAAAGGUUCGACCUGGAUCUAUCUUUGAAGUCGCCCGGAAAACUAUCUGGACGCAGGGACCGCGACCCCAGAAAGCAGAGAACAGCGGCAAGCAAGUGUCUGUGCACAGAGGUCAGAAAGGGGAAACCACCAUCCCAACGACUCAGAAAGUGAAAGAAGCUGGACGAGAUUUCUCCUAUGUAAUAGUGGUACUCAUUGGAAUCAGCAUUACAGGUGGCUUGCUUUACACGAUUUUCAAAGAACUUUUUUCUUCAUCCAGUCCUAGUAUGAUAUAUGGGAAAGCCUUAGAAAAAUGCAGAACACAUCCUGAGGUGAUCAGUUUCUUUGGUGAGCCUGUUAGAGGCUACGGGGAGAUGACGAGACGGGGUCGAAGGCAUCAUGUCAGUUUUAUCGAUUAUGUAAAAGAUGGGAUGAAACACACACGUGUGAAAUUCUACAUCCAGGGGUCCGAGCCAGGGAAGCAAGGAACAGUGCAUGUGGAAGUAAAAGAGAAUCCAAAUAAUGGUGAAUAUGAAUUUCGGUAUAUAUUUGUGGAAGUGGAAUCCUAUCCUAGAAGAACUAUUAUCAUUGAAGAUAAUCGAUUCUGAGAUAAUUAAAAGAAUCAAGCAAGCAUACUAUUUCCUGGUUGGUGUGGAAUGGUGCAGAUUCAUUGUGAUCUUCAUAGCUCUCUUCCAGAAUCUGUUCAGAAGAGUAAGACAAGAAUAUAUCAUAUCACUCAUAAAAGUGAAUGUGAUAAGAUAAUUUGAUACAUUUAAACAAGUCUUUCUUGUGAAAAAUCAUGAAAUAGACCAUAGAGCAUAUUUUCUUAGUGUGAAUUGUCAAUUAUGGCAGUAUUUCUGCUUAUUUAACAUCAUUCAUAAUGAGAAUUUUUUGUUACUGAAAAUUUUGCACCAUGUAAAUAAAAUAAAUUUAAAUAUUUUGGUUUUUUAUAUUAUGUAAUUAAGGCUGGCAAGGAAAAAUUAGAACUAAGAAAAAUGUCAAAAAGUAUCUUUCUUUUUUUUUUUUUUUUUGGUACCGGAAAUCGAAUUCAGGACCUUGUGCUCGCCAAGCAGGCACUUAUGCCACUAAGCUAUAUCCCCGGCCCUGAAAAAUAUCUUCUUGCUGUAUAAUUUGGAAUCUGUCUUGAGAUAAACAUACGGAAGUAUUUGAGAACUGUAGUGAGCUAGAUGUUAAACACAUUAUAGAAAGGUUGUGGAAAUCGUAUAAUUUAGGAAUCUGUUUCCUAUUUUCCACUCUGUGACUGAGGCAUUGUCUACUGUGGGAAGAGAACACAAAUUGCACCCUGGAGAACCGGCUCUCACUCCACCUUUUCUAGCGAGUGUGCAGACUGUGCGGGUCCCUCAGCCUCCUGAGACCUCACUACUCUCUGAUUGGCUUGCUACUGAGUGAGAAAAUGGGUACAAGUGCCUGGACUCCCAGCCCCUUUGGAACUUAGGCUGAUACUUGACACUGCCAAGAGAACACCAGAGAUAAGUGAUAGUUGUUCAAAUGUAUGUGAGAAGCCCUUUUUAAAAAAUAUUUUAAAAAUGUGAACACUCUAUUUUAUUGGAAGUAUUUGCUGGACACUUGACUUGUUAAAAAGUGACCCUCACUUGCAAGUCUUUUUUUUUUUUUUUUUUUUUUUUUGCGGUACCGGGGAUCAAACUCAGGAACUUGCACUCCCCAGUCAGGGGCUUAUGCCACUGAGCUGUAUCCCCAGCCCCACUUGCAAGCCUUAUCACAUAACUAAAGUGUUCUGUGUGCAGUGAUCUGCAGAGGCUUCAGAGUCGGCAUUCCCCAGCACUGUGUCUUUGUUCUGUAGAACUGACAGUGGAGAGGUUUCAAAUGGAUUUUUGAGAUCUUAGCAUAUUCAGGAUAGAAAGGUACACAGGAAAUCUGUUUCCCUGUUUAGUUUAUCUCUUUACUUAAGUAGUUAAAUUUUUUGUUUAACUGCUGUCUGAAGUGUUCUAUUAUUUUAAUUCUAAACAUUUCAAACAUUUAGGAAGUAUGAAAAGUGUCACAGCAGAACUGUUGUCUCACAGAGGAACAUGCUUUCAGUGACAUGGUGAACUCUUAAUUUGGGUUAGGUCUCUUAGCCAGUUUUUCUGUCCUUCCCAGUAGAUUGCUUCCUAUCACAUACAGAACUAUUUUUUGUAUGCAUAAUAAACUUAAAGUUUUUAAAUGUGAUCUGAUUUUGUUUUUGGCAAUAAAAACAUGGAGGUUAUCUACCUCUACAUAGCUGUACUAGUGAGUCUCAAUCUAGCUUGAUUUUAUUCAUCUGCUCAUUGACAUAAUUUUAUAGCCAGAGAUGUAUCACCAUUUAAAAUUAUAGAAAGAUAUUGCCCCUUGUAACCAUGUUAAGUGAAAUAAGACACAAGCUUAAAUAUCACUUGAUUUCUCUCAUGUGAAAGGCCCAAAAUAUAAAUAGCAAAAUAAAAGAUAGAUAAAAGGAAGUAGGGAGAUCUUUCUCAAAUGGGAAAGAGAUCAAGAAAUGGUGAGAGGUAGGAGGCAGGGGAAAGGACUGGAAAGAGAAUUAAGAUGUGUUGUGUACAAGCACCAACUCCCCACAAACGGUGUAAUCAUGAACUGUAAAUGUACUAAUAAAAAAGAGGCAAAAAAGUGUUACUGUUUAUAAUUUUAUAAACGUUAAUUGGUUAUAUCAUGAAA
Molecule: messenger RNA, 3141 nt
Organism: Chinchilla lanigera (long-tailed chinchilla)
Lineage: Eukaryota; Metazoa; Chordata; Mammalia; Rodentia; Chinchillidae
Gene: Timm21
Product: translocase of inner mitochondrial membrane 21 homolog (yeast)
Exons: 6
Coding region: 348-1082 (244 amino acids)
Biological process (GO): protein import into mitochondrial matrix
Cellular component (GO): TIM23 mitochondrial import inner membrane translocase complex
Source: RefSeq, a predicted model, not a curated record